GCGCCGCGCAGGAGGGCGAGUUGUCGCUGCUGCCGGCGAGCCGUGGUCUUGUUUACUAUAGCAGCUAAAGUGAAUCAGAAUGCCUCUCAAUGAUGAUCAGAACAGCGAUUCAGAGUCUUCACGCCUCUCUGAAAGCACAGCUGCUUCUAGUGACUCUGAAUAUUCAAGACAGAGCUUUAACAGUGAUUCUUCAAGCAAACCCAGUUCCCCAGCAUCAGCAAGCCCUCCCAAGGUUAUUACAUUUGAUGAACUAAUGGCAGCUGCAAGAAAUUUGUCAGACUUGACUCUAGCUCAUGAAAUUGCUGUGAAUGCAAACUUUUGCAUAAAACAUGAAGACUUCCCCCAGAACAGCCUUGCAGGCACAGUGAAACAUAUUGUACACAAGGCGUUUUGGGAUCAUUUGGAAUCAGAACUGAAUGAAGAUCCUCCAGAAUAUGAACAUGCUAUCAAACUCUUUGAGGAAAUUAAGGAGAUUCUUCUUUCCUUCCUGACUCCUGGAGCAAACAGGAUUCAAAAUCAAAUCUGUGAAGUUCUAGAUACAGAUCUUAUUAGACAGCAGGCAGAACACAAUGCUGUUGAUAUUCAUGGGCUGGCCAACUAUAUCAUCAACACUAUGGGAAAGUUAUGUGCUCCAAUAAGAGACAACGAUAUAAAACAGUUAAAGGCAACUGACAAUAUUGUAGAGCUACUGAGACAGAUAUUCCAUGUUUUGGACCUGAUGAAAAUGGAUAUGGCUAAUUACACAAUUCAAAACCUUAGGCCAUACCUUCAGCGUAAUUUAGUGGACUAUGAAAGAACAAAAUUCCAGGAGAUUCUUGAAGAAACACCAAGUGCCCUGGAUCUCACAACAGAAUGGAUAAAGGAAUCAAUAGAAGAUGAAUUGUCAUCUAUUUCUGAUGAAUCUUCAUCAUCCCCUGGUGCUGAUAGUAGUUCUAAACCAAUUAUUAGUCCUACACUGGUGCUAAACAACGGCUACUUGAAACUGUUACAAUGGGAUUAUCACAAAACAAUUCCAGAGACUCUGUUAACUGAUGAAGGUCGUCUUCAGGAGUUGAGAGAAAAGCUCAAUCAGUUAAAAAUCAUAGCUUGUGUUUGUCUCAUAACAAACAAUAUGGUGGGUGCAGCAAUUGUUGGUAUGCCUGAUUUUGCUGAACAACUGAAAAGGAUCUCUGUUCCUCUUCUUGAAGGCAUGAACAAGAAAACUUUUGAUUUGAAGGAGGCUCUGAAUGCUAUUGGUGUCCAGAUUUGCAGCAAACUGAACAGGUCUCUAACUGAAAGAGGUCUUCCUACUCUUAGUGAAGAAGUACAGAAUAAUUUAAUGGGUCAAAUCGCUCAUAUUGUUGAGGAGAAUAAUCCCAUCAGUUCCUUGAUUGACAAACGAAUCCAGUUCUUCAUGAGAAGCUUGCUCGCUCUUCCACAUUUUCAGAAGUGUAUGCCUACUAUGCCAGGAGGCCUUUCUGUGAUUCAGACAGAGAUGGAGUUUGUUGGAUCUCAGUAUGCAAACAUCGUAAACUUUAAUAAACAAGUGUAUGGACCAUUCUAUGCAAAUAUACUCAGAAAACUGCUUUUUCCUGAGGCAUCAAUGGGGAAAGCAGAAACAGAAAGACCUACCAAUUAAAAAAUACGGCCUAUUUCUGUUUGCUUUUUUCUUUUCUUUACUUUUUUUAACCUUCCAAGACAGUGACUCGACUUCCCCACUAAGAACAGCCCACUCCAGUGACUACUCAUGAGAGGGAUCUUGUGAACUGUAUGGCGGUAACUUCUGAAAUUCACUGGAAAUUAAUUUCAAGGACAUAUAUAUUUCUAAUAAAUCUCUAAUGAAUUGUGUUGCUUGUAAUAGUGAGUGAAGUACUAGUUUUGAGGGCAAGAAUUUAUUAAGAGCUGCCAAAAUAUGUGCUCUUUGCCACCAGUAAAACAAAGUUAUUUUUCAACUUGCAUGUAUUUACAUAUAGCAAUACAAUUACAAAAUGACAAAGCAAUUGUAGAUAAAAUGUACUAUGCUUAUAUUGUAUUUUUGUAGAGCAACAUCCAGUAAAACAAUUACAUUUCUAAAAGACUAAAAGCAAAAAAACCCAAACAAACCAAACCCAACCAAACAUAGCAUAACUGCUUUUGUAAUAAAACACAGGAUCAUAUGAGCACAAGUUCUGGUACUCCUGCAGUUACUGGAACCAGAAUUUAGCCUCUGUUACAUUAAGGAGUGCCAGUAUUAUCAACUGUUUGAAUUCUAGCAGUUACAGAAGCAGCAUUUACCAAUUGAAGUAGGAAUCAUUCAGAACUUCUCAACUGUAAUUGAGAUUAAUGAUAAACAUCUAAGAAACAUGAUGGGGGGAAGAGUAAAUUGUUGUAUAUAAUGUUUAUAAACAUUCUGUUAAUCCAGGGGAGGUCAUACAGAUCUCUAAUCUGUAUAUGUACUGAUCUUUGAUCUUAAUGGGUAUUCAGUAUUUUUAAGCUAGGUCUUUCUGGCCUUUAUUCACAAAAGCACUUGACAGUACCCUUACAGAGUACCACAGAGCAAUUUCCCCUUUUAUAUUGUUGGAUAAGGGCAUAAAAAGGUUUCAAAAGAUAUUGUUAAGCAAGAACCCAAAUGGUUGGCCAUUCUUAAAUGUGAUUAGAUUCAGUGAGUUUGUGAGAAAUGCUGCUGGUCUGUCCUAAAUUUCUUUGGGUUAGGUCCAAUACUUUGUUCCCAUUUAAGGCAUCAGGAAUCUUGCAUAAAGAAAAAACUGAAAAAUGUGGAUGUAAACUUCUGUAAGUUUAUACAGGCUUUAUUUUGCAUAUUUCAGAUUACUGGGAAUAAAUACUGCUGGAAUACAUAUUACAGACAUGUUCUUGUCUAUAAAAUAAUUUACUUGAAAAGGAUUUAAAAAAAUAUAUAUUGCCAUAUAAUAGCCAUUUAAAAUGUCAUAUAUAUAUAUAUAUAAAACUUCAUGUGCUACAAGUUAUAGAGCUUGAUUUUAAUAUUUUAUAUUACAGUCUAUUUUUUAUGAAGAGACAAAGUUGCCCGUAGAAGUGUAAUGUCACAAAUUGUGUAUGUACAUUACUACACUCAUCAUAGAUGUUGAAAUAACUGGGCAUUAUUUAGCACUGUGGUUUUGUAGUCCAUUUUUACAGAACUGUGUACUGUUUUUAAUAAGGGAAUUGACUUGUCAGCUGUUCUUGCAGUGGUCAAGGACUUUGGUCACAUGUACAGGGUUAAAAAAAAAAUUUAUUGAAAACGCCUUUUAAUUUUUUUUUUUCUAGUGCACUUCUGAUCUAUCCCUUGUAAAGUCAUUGCACAGAAUAAAGAUUAAUACAUGUUCUAAAGGGAACUGUUUCCUGAAGCCUGUAAAACCUGAGAGAAAGGAACUCGUAGAACAUAGUAAUUGUGCCACUGUAUAAAUCAGGCUUGCUCAGAUGGAUAUGAAAUUCUGAUGUGUAAUUCAAAAUCAUCAAGAGAAGAAUGCAGUGCAAAAGCAAUUACAAGGAAUUAAUGUUUUGCUACAUCUUUAGAAAAAUCUAAAUUAUUUUGAGCUUUGGCUGAAAGAGGGUUUUAUGAAUAUUUGAAGAUGAUUUAUAACACAAUUAUGAACUUUUAAUGAAGUACUUUAUAUUAAUUCUAGUGUAAAACAAAUAUCAAACUAUAGAUCUUAUGUAUACUGGGGGAGCUGUCAUACUAGUUUUUACCAGUAAAUACUGAAAAAAGAAUUGGGGGGGCUUUUUUUGUGAUUAAGUUGAAUUGCAAAGGGCAUUUUAUAGCAUGGCUUAUGUUUCAAAGGAUUGUUUAAUGUAUCUUAAUUUUUAUUUAAUGUUUCAAACAUGGACAUUGCAUCCAUUUAAUGUCAUGUGUUGCAUGCUGCUUAUGCUGCUAUGGCUAAAAUAAACUUGCCUCUACUCCAAAGUUGUUCUUGUGAAACAAGAUGCAUUCUGUAGCAGCUUUCUUUGUUGAAAUACAAGUACUUAAGGUUUUGUAUGCAUUAAAUUUUGUUUGUGAUACCAGUGGUGGUGAAAAGUCAUUUAUGCAAACUGUCUUACAUGUAAUGGAUUGUUAAAUGCCGACGAUA
Messenger RNA from Indicator indicator, 4040 nucleotides. RefSeq names its product t-complex 11 like 2 (gene TCP11L2). The coding region runs from base 80 to 1618 and encodes 512 amino acids. Gene Ontology annotation, biological process: signal transduction. The transcript is spliced from 10 exons. The record is from RefSeq and is a predicted model, not a curated record. NCBI's taxonomy places the organism in Eukaryota, Metazoa, Chordata, Aves, Piciformes, Indicatoridae.